Molecule: messenger RNA, 1851 nt
Organism: Chiroxiphia lanceolata (lance-tailed manakin)
Lineage: Eukaryota; Metazoa; Chordata; Aves; Passeriformes; Pipridae
Gene: GNAT2
Product: G protein subunit alpha transducin 2
Exons: 9
Coding region: 33-1097 (354 amino acids)
Biological process (GO): detection of chemical stimulus involved in sensory perception of bitter taste; adenylate cyclase-modulating G protein-coupled receptor signaling pathway
Cellular component (GO): photoreceptor inner segment; photoreceptor outer segment; heterotrimeric G-protein complex
Molecular function (GO): GTP binding; G protein-coupled receptor binding; G-protein beta/gamma-subunit complex binding
Source: RefSeq, a predicted model, not a curated record
UUGUGGCGUUGCUGGAGGAGGAGGACGAAGCCAUGGGGAGCGGGGCCAGUGCCGAGGACAAGGAGAUGGCCAAGAGGUCCAAGGAGCUGGAGAAGAAGCUCCAGGAGGACGCGGAUAAGGAGGCCAAGACCGUCAAGUUGCUGCUGCUUGGGGCCGGAGAGUCCGGGAAGAGCACCAUCGUGAAGCAGAUGAAGAUCAUCCACCAGGAUGGGUACACGGAGGAGGAGUGCAUGGAGUUCAAGGCCAUCAUCUACGGCAACAUCCUGCAGUCCAUCCUGGCCAUCGUGCGCGCCAUGUCCACGCUGGGCAUCGACUACGCCGAGUCCUCCUGUGCGGACGAGGGCCGGAUCCUGUUCAACCUGGCCGACUCCAUCGAGGAGGGCACGAUGCCCCCCGAGCUCGUGUCCUGCAUCAAGAAGCUCUGGAAGGACGGGGGGGUCCAGGCCUGCUUCGACCGCGCCGCCGAGUACCAGCUCAACGACUCGGCCGCGUAUUACCUGAACCAGCUGGACAGGAUCACAGCCCCCAACUACCUCCCCAACGAGCAGGACGUGCUGCGCUCCCGGGUCAAGACCACGGGCAUCAUCGAGACCAAGUUCUCCGUCAAGGACCUCAACUUCAGGAUGUUCGACGUGGGGGGGCAGCGCUCGGAGCGCAAGAAGUGGAUCCACUGCUUCGAGGGCGUCACCUGCAUCAUCUUCUGCGGGGCCCUGAGCGCCUACGACAUGGUGCUGGUGGAGGACGACGAAGUGAACCGGAUGCACGAGUCCCUGCACCUCUUCAACAGUAUAUGCAACCACAAGUUCUUCGCAGCCACCUCCAUCAUCCUCUUCCUCAACAAGAAGGACCUUUUCGAGGAGAAGAUCAAGAAGGUCCAUCUCAGCAUCUGCUUCCCGGAGUACGACGGCCCCAACACGUUCGAGGACGCCGGGAAUUACAUCAAGACCCAGUUCCUGGACCUGAACAUGAGGAAGGACGUGAAGGAGAUCUACAGCCACAUGACCUGUGCCACAGACACCCAGAACGUCAAGUUCGUCUUCGACGCCGUCACGGACGUGAUCAUCAAAGAGAACCUCAAGGACUGCGGCCUCUUCUGAGCCCGGGAAGGAAACAUUCCCAUCUCUCCGUUCUGCUGAGCAGAGCCAAAGGAAGAACCACCCCCUCCACAUGUCACCGCUCCCACUUUUUCUAUGACCACCCCAAAUCCGCCUCUUUUCACCCCAAACUAGGAAGGGGCUGAACUCAAUGUCCUGCUCCCUUUCGUGGCCAUUUCCUCUUUUUUUUUUUUUUUGUUUUUUUCCAAGGAAAACUCCCUGUUCUCAGCAUUCCACAGGAGGUUUGACACCAAGACACAGCCAGGAAUAGGAAUAUUGAGGGAAUUUGGGAGGCAGGGACGGGAAUUCCCCCCUGACCAUCCCUCCACAGCCCAUUCCUGCCCUUGGAUCGGGGCUGGAUUCACCCAAGCUGGAAUUUCUGGGGAGGAGGAAGCUGAGUUACCUCCGAGUGGCUCCUGGGAACCCACCCCAGCCCUUCCCGGGAAUCGACCCUUUGGCAGGAGAAAUCAGGGAUUCCUGGGAUUCUCUGGGGCCCUGAAUGGUGGGAAUUCCUCGGGCAGGAAGGGCUGGGGGAGGGAACCCCAACUCCAGCCCGGGAAUGGGAAUGGGCUGGAUAAAGAGGAAAUGGUUGCUUGAAACAUUUUCGUUCUGCUACUUUAGAGCCGCGUUCGCUCUCUCUGUUUGUAAAUAAUCCGUAGGUGAUCCCUGGAAAUCCCCGGAUCCUCCUUUCCCUGCUCCCUGCACAGAUCUCCCCCUCCAGCUUCACUUUGGUAGGAAAACACAAUAAAGGAAUGUG